AGUCGGCGCGCCUACUCUAGACUGGUUCGUUGCCAGAGCGCGAUCUAUUUUUGGCCGGCCGUCGCGUUUUUCGAAAUUGAGUCAGUGAGCGGCUACUCGCAUGUGUGCGUGCGCGCCUCCCGAUGAGACGGUCAGCCGCGAUAGGGGUCGCCACGAUGACCGGGGAUGACGUCGUUACCACCCUUACCUAAGUUACUGCGUUGGUGCGAAUUUAGUUCGUCGUUUAAACCAGACAGGUGGCAUUGUGGUCGCAUUCGAUAUAUUGUUCUUGUAGCUUGACUGUUUUAAGCUGAGUUUAAUUCGUCACAAUGACCACCUCUCUGGACACCACCGCUGCCUCGAAAAAUUUUUGGUCCGCAUCUCAAAGAAAAGCUGCGUCGAGGAUAUUCGCUCAAGCUUUGUUUUCUGCAUUACCGACCGCUCCCAGAAAAAAAGAAGCCAAUAGCGAUUUUAGCGUAAAAAAGGAGGUUAUUAAGGAGGAAAGCGAAGAAAAGGUUAAAUAUAAAGAUAGGAACGAUAGUUAUGAUAAUUAUAGCUAUGAAAAUAGAGAUAGUUCGAGUUAUUGGACUGACAGCGACUAUGAGGGUUCAUCGACGUAUGACGAGGUGGGAUUUUCGAUGACACUACAUGUUUGCGACCAUGAUUUAACCGCCUUGUACUUGAAUAUGGAAAUAUGCAGAAGACGUCGAAUAUUAUUAGAAGCACGCGAACGAGAUGCUUCCUUGGCCAUUCGACCAAAGAGCCACAAGCGAAUUUCUGGCACCGGACAGCGAAGCAAAUCCAAUCGUUUUCAUUAUCAUUCCACUUUGCGCCGUCUUCAUAUAACUUUCCAUACCAUAUCUACUCUUCGGCCGGCUAAAAUACUUUGUUCAAACAACCGCAUCCGCAUAUUUCGUCUUGUCUCCACAAGAUUAUCGGACCAACACAAAGCGAUCCGCCAGCAAAAGCUUAUUACAGAAGCCGAUCCGAGGAACUAUGGUUAUUAUCGGCAACACGCGUUAUAUUUUUAUUUCGUCUCUUUCGCAAUUAUUUUAGUAUUCCUUCUGAAGCUAGUCAGAUAACGAUGUAUAAAUAGUUUGUUAGGUCGGGCGUGCAGUC
Messenger RNA from Sitophilus oryzae (rice weevil), 1098 nucleotides. RefSeq lists its product as uncharacterized. NCBI's taxonomy places the organism in Eukaryota, Metazoa, Arthropoda, Insecta, Coleoptera, Curculionidae. Bases 309 to 1061 code for a protein of 250 amino acids. The record is from RefSeq and is a predicted model, not a curated record. The transcript is spliced from 4 exons.